Messenger RNA from Erigeron canadensis, 342 nucleotides. RefSeq names its product cysteine protease RD19A-like. The transcript has a single exon. NCBI's taxonomy places the organism in Eukaryota, Viridiplantae, Streptophyta, Magnoliopsida, Asterales, Asteraceae. Bases 1 to 342 code for a protein of 113 amino acids. The record is from RefSeq and is a predicted model, not a curated record.
AUGAAUCGACAAAUUAUUCUUUUCGUAGUAGUCUUUUUUCUACUUUCUUCUUCUUCCUUGUUCGUGGCAGGGGCCAAUGAAGAUAUCCUAAUCCGAAACGUGGAAUGGGAUGGAGAAGAAUACCGCCUCCAACACGAUUUCAACGUCUUCAAGCACAAGUUUAACAAAGUAUACGCCUCGCAAGAAGAAGAGGCUUUCAGGUUUUCGGUUUUUAAAGCUAACAUGCGCCAAGCAAUGCAGAGGAACAAGAAGCUUGAUGAUCCGUCGGCUGUUCAUGGGUUUACUCAAUUUUCUGAUAUGACGGCAGCGGAGUUUAAGAAGCAUCUUGGAUUAAAGAUUUGA